AUGGCAUCUGCGGCUGCCGGGUCUUAUUGGGGAGCUCAGGGCCCCCAAGGUUAUCAAGGUUCCCAGGAUUCCUCUCAGGGCUCAUCCCAGGGUUCUGGACAGUAUAAUAGUGGGAUGUAUAAUGCUGGAGCUGCCGAUAGCUCUGGCAGUUCUGGAAAUGCUGGCACUGCUGGGAUAUCCGGUGCAGAUACUGGUAGUACAUCCGGCGCUGGUACAUCCGGUGCAGGUACAUCCGGUACUGCUGGCACCGCAGGUAAUUCAGGCAGUGGAUCACAAUACGCAGGGUCUGGGGCCCAGUCCAACGGACAGGCUAGCUCAGGACAGCAAGCCAGUUCGAACCAGGCCUCGGGCUCCCAAGCUGAAGGCACAGGUCAAAGCUCCGGGCAAUGGUCCAACGGAGCGUCUGGCACUGGAGCAACAAGUGGUAGUACACAGGGUCUAACCAACGGACAAAGCCAAUGGAGCGGCCAAGCGCAAACCGGCCAAGGACAAGGACAACAGAGCCAGGCGAACACGCAGCAGUCCGCUGCACAGAAUAGUAACUGGAACGCCAAUUCGAACUCAAAUGCACCCAACACCGGCUCUAAAAGCUCCUCACAACAGUCCUCCAGCUACGACGAUGGGAUGUGGCAUGGCAACGAGCAAUCAACAGGCAGUCAGAACCAGAAGUCUCAAACAAACACAAACACAAAUGCACUUAACCAAGAGUCGACAGACUCGGCAGACUCGAGAGACUCGACAGAUUCGAAAGACUCGACAGACUCGGCCAAGGCUGAAGAAAUGAACUUGAAUGACGGACAAUGGCAUCCAGAGGUCUGGCUGGACCCAGCGUCCACUAAAGACAAGACCUCCAGCACGACGUCCAACACCUCGCCAUCGUCCACCAAGUCUGAUCUGCCCGCCACUGAAUCCCCCGGGCUCCCAUCCGGAUCCCACAGACUCUCUCCCGGUGCCGAAGCCGGGAUUGCCGUUGGUGUCAUGAGCCUGGUCCUGCUCCUGCUGGGCCUGAUCUUCUACCGACUGCACCGCAAGAAGCGAGCCCUACAAAUGGCCGUUCGCCAACAGAAGAAUCUCCCACCUCUCGAGAAGCAAAACCCCAUGUACAACCUCGCCUCGAACCUCUACACGAAAAGUAGCUUGACUCUAGUCGGGAUAUCGGACAACUUCAAGCCCCGCGGCAACAACAGCGACGGCUCCCUCCCUGACCCUCACGAGCAUCCCAUCCACAACCACAACCACAACCACAACCACAACCACAACGGCAACAGACAGUCCAUCCACGCUGGUCCUGUGGAGGCCAACAAAAGCACCAGCACCGUCGACUCUGACACAACCCAGCUGCCUCCCCCGGUGCUGUUCACCGGCGACGUGCAUCCCGCCCUGAGGAGGCCGACAUGGAAAGAACGCGGCCAGCGCGUGCUAUACCCGGUCACUGCCACAGCAACCUUCGCCGCUAACAAGAUCAAGGGCCUCCGCCAGAAGGAGCUCUCGCCGGCGCAGAGACGCAGCCUACAGGCCCACGAGUACGGCUUCUCGGAGGAGUUCCUGCACAUUCCACCACCCCCAGAGCCCUCGAACCGUCUCCCCAGAGUUCUGUCCAAGGUGCAGCAAAACGGGUCGUUGACCGUCCGUGCUGUCACGCAGAAGUUCAACAGAUCUCAACUGUCUCUUGCCCGGUCGCAGACACCACGUGAAGUCGAUGAGGAAGCCCAUACCCAGCAGCUCAUCCCAGAGGUACACAUGCAGCCCCCGCCUCCUGCUCAGCUCGAGCACCAGUGUCAUUGCCAAUGCGGCGCCCCAUAUCCAGUCAAACAGGAGACACAGCCCCAGCCCAAGACCCAGUCUCAACUGCAGGCUCAACCAGAGGUUCAGCCCCACGGCCAAGCGCAGCCUCCACAGCGCCAGCCAACUGAGAAGAGCAACAACGGGCUCUCAUCAUGGAGCACGAUGAACAGCCUCGCCAGCGUCUCGGAAUCAGGCGAGGAAACCCCGGAAGGGCAGACUCACUUCCCGUCUCCAAGCGAGAUGAUCGGCGAAGAGCUGUUCAAGGUCCGCAGUGUCUCGUCUGGAACCGUGGCUAUGAACAACCCAGCGGCGAACAUCAGCGUCGACGCCCAGGCUGGCCGUAUCUCUGGCGAAGACGAGAAGCCUGAACGAACAAAGUCGUCGACAUCAGAAAACCUCAAUAAGUCCAAGCCACAACCGCAACAGCCACCACCAUCACCCCCGGGAUCAAAGCCUCCAUCACCGAACCUACCAUCACAACCCUCGCCGGUUUAUCAGCCUGCCCAACAGGAAGUCCCCUCGUUCAAGCCAUGGAAUGUGACAGUGUACCGCGUCGACAUGCCCUUCGCCGCACGCAGCACGGGCCAUCUCGAAGUCAGCGAGGGAACGAUGGUGCGCCUGGACCAGGCCUUCGAUGACGGAUGGGCCCUCUGCACAGUCACCCAAACCGACCAGCGCGGGCUCAUCCCCCGUGCGUGCCUGUCCACAUGGCCCCUCAAGGAGCGCCGCAACUACACCGCCAGCAUCAACGACCAGCACAUGCGCAACGCCAGCAGCGCCAGUCUCCCCAUUUCCCCUGUCGACUCGGUCAACGGCCAGGCCUUCCGGUUCUACCGACAGGCCUCGUCCCGGCCAGGCACGCCCAAGAAUGGCGUCAUCUCGCCAACAUCGUCGACUCGUUCUGGCUCUGGCGGGUCUGGCUAA
This is a messenger RNA of Aspergillus versicolor CBS 583.65, 2709 nucleotides long. RefSeq lists its product as uncharacterized. Gene Ontology annotation, molecular function: protein binding. The record is from RefSeq and is a predicted model, not a curated record. The transcript has 2 exons. NCBI's taxonomy places the organism in Eukaryota, Fungi, Ascomycota, Eurotiomycetes, Eurotiales, Aspergillaceae. Bases 1 to 2709 code for a protein of 902 amino acids.